This is a messenger RNA of Schistocerca cancellata (South American locust), 5844 nucleotides long. RefSeq names its product kinesin-like protein KIF13A. Gene Ontology annotation, biological process: regulation of protein localization. Gene Ontology annotation, cellular component: adherens junction. The record is from RefSeq and is a predicted model, not a curated record. The coding region runs from base 36 to 4910 and encodes 1624 amino acids. The transcript is spliced from 27 exons. Gene Ontology annotation, molecular function: cell adhesion molecule binding. Lineage: Eukaryota; Metazoa; Arthropoda; Insecta; Orthoptera; Acrididae.
AUCUGCAUGAAAAACUAAGUGAAAGUGAGAAGCUUAUGAAAGAAAUGUCGCAGACAUGGGAGGAGAAACUACAGAAGACAGAACGCUUACAACAAGAGCGCCAGCAAGCAUUAGAGAAAAUGGGUAUUAGCGUGCAAGCAUCUGGUAUCAAGGUGGAGAAAAACAAAUAUUACCUUGUAAACCUGAAUGCUGAUCCAUCACUUAAUGAACUGUUGGUUUACUACCUAAAGGAACGUACCCUUGUCGGGGGUCGAGAUGCCCCAUCAGAACAAGAUAUACAGCUGUCAGGUUUAGGUAUACAGCCAGAGCACUGUGUGAUUACAAUUGAAGAUGGUGGUCUUUUUAUGGAGCCCAUUAAUAACGCCCGCUCAUAUGUCAACGGUUACCCUAUAACUGAAAAAACACCUCUUCAUCAUGGAGACAGAAUACUGUGGGGCAAUCACCAUUUUUUCAGAGUCAAUUGUCCGAAGUCUUCAGCCAUGUCAGAACCACAGACACCUGCACAAACAAUUGACUACAACUUUGCAAGAGAGGAACUUAUGCUGAAUGAACUGAGUAAUGAUCCUAUACAGACCGCCAUUGCAAGACUAGAAAAGCAGCAUGAGGAGGACAAACAAGUUGCUCUGGAAAAACAACGACAGGAAUAUGAAAGACAAUUUCAACAGCUGAGGAAUAUUUUGUCCCCCUCAACGCCAUAUUCGCCAUAUGUACCUUUUGACCCAUUCCGCCUAGGAAAAAUAACUCCAUGUACUCCUACAACACAAAUGAGAGUAGAAAGAUGGGCACAGGAAAGGGAUGAAAUGUUCAAGCGCAGCCUUGGACAGCUCAAGGCUGACAUACUAAGAGCCAAUUCUCUGGUUAAAGAAGCAAAUUUCUUAGCAGAAGAAAUGGGACGACAGACAACAUUCAGUGUCACACUUCAGAUUCCUCCAGCCAAUCUAAGUCCUAAUCGUAAGCGAGGCUCUUUCGUAAGUGAGCCAGCAAUACUUGUGAAACGUAAGAAGCAAGGCAGUCAGGUAUGGUCUAUGGAGAAGCUGGAAAACAAACUCAUUGAUAUGCGAGAACUGUAUGAAGAAAAGAAGGAGAAGGGGCUCCCUCUGGAGGAUGUUCCAGCAAAAGGUCUUGAUCCUUUUUAUGAAUCUCAGGAAAAUCACAACUUGAUUGGUGUUGCAAAUAUAUUUCUGGAAGUUCUUUUUCAUGAUGUAAAAUUGGACUAUCACACACCUAUUAUUAGUCAACAAGGAGAAGUUGCAGGUCGUUUGCAGGUUGAACUUAGUCGUGUUGCUGGAUCAUUUCCACAGGAUCGAACAGCAGAAGCUGCGUCAGAAAGUUCUGGUGACAGUGGAAAGGAUGAAGAAGAAAUUCCUUCCAGUAGUCAAGUUACUUGCAGGGUAACUAUCAAGCAAGCAACAGGUCUACCUCUUUCUCUUUCAAAUUUUGUAUUCUGUCAGUAUGUGUUCUGGAAUCAUCCAGAAGCUAUUGUUGUACCACCAGUGGUAGACCCAGAAUAUCCUGCAGCAUGUUCAUCAGGCAAUGCAUCUAUGACCUUCAAAUUUGAUCAUACAAAGGAUUUUGUGGUGCCUGUUACAGAGGAAUUUUUGGAACACUGUUCAGAAGGAGCAUUGUCUAUUGAAGUGUGGGGUCAUCGCUGUGCUGGUUUUACCCGUUCAAAGGAUGGUUGGGAGGUGGAGCAACAGCAGCUUGCAAAAGCAAGAUCUCUAGCAGACAGGUGGAGUGAACUAACUCGGAAGAUAGAACUUUGGGUAGAAAUCCAGGAACUAAAUGAACAAGGGGAAUACUCAUCAGUGGAAGUGUCAGCCCGACCAGACCUGCUGACCGGUGGUGUGUAUCAGCUCCGCCAAGGCCAGCAGCGACGCAUUCGGGUGCAAGUCAAACCCGUCCAGAACUCGGGAACAUUGCCCAUCAUUUGUCAGUCCAUUGUCAGUAUUGCAGUUGGAAGUGUAUCUAUUAGGUCACGUCUCCAGAAACCAUUAGACUCAUACCAAGAAGAGGAUCUUUCCAUCCUCAGAGAAAAAUGGAGUGAUGCCUUGAUGAGGAGGCGGCAAUACCUAGACCAACAGAUACAGAAGUUGAUAAAUAAACAAGACAAAACAGAGCAAGACCUCGAAAGAGAGCAGAGCCUGGUAGACCAGUGGGUGAGCCUGACAGAGGAACGUAAUGCUGUCCUUGUGCCUGCACCAGGCUCUGGGAUACCAGGAGCCCCAGCAGACUGGGAGCCGCCUCCUGGGAUGGAACCACAUGUGCCUGUUCUCUUCCUGGAUCUCAAUGCUGAUGAUCUAUCUGUACAUCAAUCUGGGGAAGAUGUUUCAAUUACUGGAGCAAAUUCAAUUCUACCAAAGGAACAUGGCAACAAAUUCUAUAACUUACCUAUAAUUAAACAUGAAGAAAAAGAUGUUUGUGCUGUAGCAGCAUGGGACUCAUCCAUCCAUGACAGCUUGCACUUAAAUAAAGUUACAGAAGCCAAUGAAAGGGUUUAUCUGAUACUGAAAACAACUGUCAGACUGUCUCAUCCAGCAACUAUGGAUUUAGUUCUUAGGAAGAGACUUGCUUUGAAUAUAUACAAGCGACAAAGCAUAACUGACAGGAUACGAAAAAAGAUUGUUCGAACAGACUGCUUGACACAGAGUGGUGUCACAUACGAGAUUGUAUCAAACAUUCCAAAGGCAAGUGAAGAACUGGAAGAUCGUGAAUCGCUAGCUCAGAUUGCUGCUUCUGGUGAAGAGACAUCAAUGAGUGAUGGAGAAACAUACAUAGAGAAAUAUACUAAAGGAGUAAGUGCAGUGGAGAGCAUCUUGACUCUAGACCGUCUGCGCCAGAAUGUUGCUGUGAAAGAGCUGCUGCAAGCGCAGGGUCAGACACACAUGAGGAAAACAGCUAGUGUACCAAACUUCUCGCAGAUUAUGCGGUUCGAUAGCAGUUCCGACGUGGGUGGAGUCGCAAGGUCUGAGAGUGUUACAGACCUUAACUUGGAGCAUCUGAACAAUUCUAUGCACAGGGAAAGCAGAGGACGCCCUUCAACAUCUCCUGGUUUUGCAAAAGCCAAUUCAGCAGAUGGCGAUAUGAUAACAACACCAACAAAACCAUUUGGACUGGCUCGCCCUACAUUCCUCAAUCUGAACCUGAACCUCAACUCUCUUCGCCUGCAGCCGGCCGGGCCCAAACCCACGAAGCUCGGUCUCCGAAUGACGACACUCCAUGAGGAGCAGUGCAGCCACUCAGCUACAAGCAAAGAUGCCGCCACAGUCCAGCAGAAAUGUUCGAGUGCUCCCAAGUCUAACGCGAGUUCAAAAGCAGAGCUGGCAGACCCAGAUGGCAUUUACAGUGAUCCUGAAUUUUCUGAGUCAGAGUCUUAUCAAAGUUCUGGUCAACAUACAAGACCAAAUUACUUGGUAAAAUCAGGUUUACCUAGUUCAAGAACAUUGGACUCCUUAGCAGAGCUUCAGUCAACAAAGAUGGGUACUCCAAGUGCAUCUUCUAGUGGAUACGGAUCUCAGGCUGUCUCCUACACGAAUCUUACUAGUGAAGAUUCUAUGUCUGUACGGAGUAUUAGUGUUGAUGAGACUCCAGAUGUGGAAACACGACCACUGGCUAUUGCUGAAUUACACCCCGUUGCUGAAGCUAAUUACCAUGAAGAAGAGAUAGAGAACUAUGGAAAUAUCUCUGAGAGGCAAGAAAUUGUUGAAAACAGGAUGAGCUGUUCCACUGAAGCCGAAGCUGAAGGAGAAGUAAUUCCUUGGAAAUCUACUGAAGCAGCCAACAAAGGAAAUGAAUCAGUGCAGGCUGUUUCAGAGAUUCCUGUGGAAAGUGAUACUCAGAAUGUCCAGCCUUCUGUUGCGAACAUACCUGAUAGAAGUUCUUUAAGUUUGGAUUUGAAAAAUAGCCACACGAGUGAAAAAGAAUUGUCUGAGAGCAAGGAACUGAAAGAGGAGCCCCAUAACAUCGAAAAUUCCAUUCCAAAAGACAGUGAAUGUAACAUUGAUUCGGAAAGUGAUGUUAGUAGGUUAUCCAGUGAUCAGAUAUCAGAAAGGCAUACUGUUCAACAUCAAACUCAUGAACUUCAACCAGGAAGUGUUUGUGAUUCUGCAGACAUUGUGGAUGAACUGACAGGAGGUGCGGAUACAAUAAAUCUGACCAAAGCUGUUUCUUCACAUUCUCCUGCAACACCAAACUCAGGCGAUGACUCACCAUCAGAAGGAAGCUCAGUUGUCCACACCCGUUUACCUCCAGGGAAAGUUGUCAGAAGACGUAAAACAACUUCAAAGAAUGCAGUUUCAACACAGCACCGUGCUUCCUUUCCCAUGGCCCGUCCAGCAAUGUCUGACAGCAAGGCUGCUUAUAAAUUGGAACAGAGGCUCCAAAACUUGGCACUUGGACACAACGGAGUGUCAAGCCCACACAGCACAUCUUCAGAAAGACUUCCACAUGAAGAUGAUGGUGAUGCUGGAAGUUCAUUUGGAUCACGUCGUGAUCUAAACAGAAUUUCAGAUGCACCCAUACCUGAAUGGGUUGUAGUAGGUGAGAGUGUCCUUAUUCGACCCUAUAACUCUUCAGGUGUUGUUGCCUAUGUAGGCGGAACUGAAUUUGCGCAAGGAACAUGGGUAGGCGUGGCUCUGGAUGCCCCAACAGGAAAGAAUGAUGGUACUGUGCAGGGUGUGCGGUAUUUCACUUGCAAACCAAAGUGUGGAAUUUUUGUACGAGCAGAUAAAUUAAUACAAGAUCGACGAGGCCGUGCCAUGAGGACUGGAAAUCGACAAUCUGAAUCGGCUCCACCUAGUGGUUCAAUGAAGAGAAGCAGCAGUAGAGGUGAAGGCCUGUCCACCUUACAUCGAUCCCGUAGCCGUGGUGAAGGUAUGAGCACAGUGGGUACUCGAGCCACAACGAGGAAGUAACUGCCAGCAGCAGCCUGCUGUGCUGAGAUUUUAUCGCACAGUCUUGUUGGUUAUUUGUCCAGCCAAAUGGCCAUCAACUUUCACUCCAAACUAAAUUCACUCUGAGCACAGAUUACUGUAUAAGUAUCUUACUUGUAGAAUAUGAGUGUAUAUUUUGAGACCGGAGGCUCAACAGUCUGUGUAAUUUCAGAUUUAGAGCUAUCUGUUAUUUAUUGUAGGCUUACCUGUUAUUUAGUGUAUAAAACAAAAAUUCUUUCACUAAAUUCUUUGUUCAUUUCCACUUAUGUUCUGAAACUAUUAUAUAAUUGCCAAGUAGUGAGAAACAGAUGAUGACCUGGAGCUUUUUUUUUUGUUUUUGUUUACGUUUUACUUCUAAAUAAGUAUCUCAAACCUUGUAGAAACAGGGCAAAUGCUGAUCCUGAACCACUGAUGAUACUGCAAUACAAUUUCCCUCUAUUUUUAUAGUUAUGUGCCACUGGUAUUAAGAUUUUUUUAAAGUACUGUGCAUAUUUAUUUGCAGUUCUCUGUUUUGUGCAGUAGAUGAACUUGAAAAGCAAUGUUUUCAUAAGUCAUCUGGAUUAUUGGAGUAGAUUGUGGUUUUCUUUCUAAGGACACAGAAGCUGCUUGCAGGUAUUAAUGCACUGUAUCCAUUCCCACUGUUGCUAAACAGCAAUGUCACCAAUUCUGAGUAUUUCUGUACUGUGUCAGGUAGUUUUAAAUGAAGUUCAAGCAAUCACUCAGUGUAGUAUGGCCUCAGAGAUGUGGCCAUUUUGUACUGUUGUAAUAAUAUAACUGAAAGUGCAACAAAUCAGUGGCAAUUGCAUUAUUUUGCAAUACAGCAUUCCAUGAAUAAUGCUUCUACAGUAUUUUCCAGUAGCCAUAUAGCACGUAAUAACAAAAAAAAAAAAAGGAAGAUGUGAGAUGUGCACUAUAC